Molecule: messenger RNA, 1025 nt
Organism: Asparagus officinalis (garden asparagus)
Lineage: Eukaryota; Viridiplantae; Streptophyta; Magnoliopsida; Asparagales; Asparagaceae
Product: nuclear autoantigenic sperm protein-like
Exons: 6
Biological process (GO): DNA replication-dependent chromatin assembly; CENP-A containing chromatin assembly
Cellular component (GO): nucleoplasm
Molecular function (GO): histone binding
Source: RefSeq, a predicted model, not a curated record
AUGGCUUUGAAGACAAAGAUGGAGUAUAUGUUUUCUCAUGGUGCAUCUCUGGGAUUCAUACGAGGUGCUAGCGAGAAGGACCAGGAAGAUGAUAAUGAGAGCAGCGAUAGUGAUGAUGAAGAAUCUGCAGAAGCGGAUGAAGAUGACUCUGAUCUGGACUUGGCAUGGAAGAUGCUAGAUGUUGCGAGGAUCAUUGUUGAGAAGUCCUUAGAAGAUACCAUUGAGAAAGUAAACAUUUAUGCUGCUUUGGGAGAGGUGUCACUGGAAAGAGAGGACUUUGAGACAUCUUUAACUGAUUAUUUGAAAGCUUUGUCCAUUUUGGAGCGGUUGGUUGAACCUGGCACUCGUAGGAUGGUUGAAUUAAAUUUUAGGGUAUGUUUGGUGUUGGAGGCUUCGGCAAAGGUUCAAGAGGCUAUUCCUUACUGUAAGAAGGCUAUCUCACUUUGCAAAUCUCGCUUACAGUAGUUCAGUGACAACGUGAAGCCGACAGUUUUAGUGCCAACUAAUAACGUGAACAUUGCUGAUGACUCCAGUGUGGGUGACAAUCAGGCUUCGAACAAAGUAGAUGCUGAUGGGGCUAUUGGAGAAGAUGAAAAGCAGGUGCUUAGCGGAAUAUUGAGUGAGCUCGAAAGAAAGCUGGAGGACCUUCAGCAGAUCUUGCCAGAUCCUCGAUUCAUAUUUUCAGAAAUCAUGAAAAGGAUGUCAUCUACAUUGCCUUCUUCAGCGUCUUUGAAUUCUUCACAGAUGGCUGUUACAACUGGGGGUUUCGAUUCCCCAACGGUCUCCACCGCAGCAACAAAUGGUUGUGGGCCUGUAACCCAUCUUGGUGUUGUAGGAAGAGGCGUAAAGAGAGCUUCUUUAAACAAUGUUUCUACCAAACCUCUUUCUAAGAAGUCUUCUUUGGAUUCUUCUUCUGGAGUCGUCGAAUCUACGGUGAAAGAUGCUGAGAUCCGGAAGGAGUAAUGUUGUUGUAGUUUAUUUGUCAUAUUGGAUGCUUCAGUUAUGUAGUAUGAACAUUUGAAAAU